AUGAAGGGUUCUGUAGGAGCUUCUAUCUCUGUAAUCAAUUUGUUGGAAGUUGUCAAUUCAAGCACUAGCAUUUCUGGUGCAACACCAGCAACCUCUGAUUAUUUUGAUACCUUGUGCCAACAAUCCUUCCCUUGUCCAUUGGUUUUUGGAAAUGUUGAUGCUGAAUCAAGCAAAUAUCUGGAGCAAUGGAAUGAAAUGCUUAAAAGUGACGCUGUUAAACUCUGCCAAGAUAACAAUUUCAAUUCGGGUUUCUUUGAGGGAAGUGAUAAUAACAGUGUUUUCGAUGCUUAUGAAUUGAAGGUUAGGCUUGAGCAUGUUCUUGAGAGGAUAGGAUUGAUAUCUGAGGCUGCUAAUACGGACAAGCCAUUUUUAAUAACGGGUAGCUUCUUCAUUGGUGGGGCACUGGCCGCUAGAUCUGCUUAUACACUGCAGCAUUUUGGAAUUACUCAUGAAUUGUGUCUGUGCUCCAAUGAAAUUGGCCAAGCAGAUUCCCAAUACCAUGACCUAUUCGAGUACAAAAACUUUUCCAUAUAUGACAAUGAAGAUUCAAACAUCAGCAGUAUCUUUGAAGAAGUUUGUGAUUUUAUUGAUCACGUUGAACAAAUAGGUGGAAGAAUCUUAGUUCAUUGCUUUGAAGGGAAAAGUAGGAGUGCCACAGUAGUGAUUGCAUACCUGAUGCUUCAGAAGAACUUAAUUAUAUUAGAAGCAUGGAAUUCCUUCAAGCGAGCUCAUCGUCGAGCCCAACCAAAUGAUGGGUUUGCAAGGAUAUUAUUGUAUCUUGAUCGGAAACUGCAUGGAAAGGUUUCAAUGGAUUGGCAUCAACGAAAACCAAUGAUGAAAGUUUGUCCGAUUUGUGGGAAGAAUGCUGGGUUGAGCAGUAGUUCACUCAAGCUUCAUUUGCAGAAAGCACAUAAGAAGCUAUCUUCAGGGAGUGUGGACAGUGCAAUGUCCAUGGAGAUACAAAAAGAUUUGGAUGCACUCAAAAUAAACCGUGGUGGGAGUGUAAGCCCCACACAGAGACAAUCUCAUUCAGUUAUGGAUGUGUAACGGUUGAGCCUGCUUUUCGGUGCAAUGAGAAUACUGACUAGUUUUUCUACUCCUGAAUUUGCUUCUGUCUAUAUGCGGUCAUGUUACUCGGAACCAGAUAUUAGCAACAGCAUUUUUGAGACAGUUUAUCAGCUAUCCUGCUUUGGAAGAUCAAGGCUGGGGAAUCUUGGUUUAUAAAGUUUUUUUUUAGAGUGCAUUCAUGUAUCAUUGGUCAUCGUCUUCUUUCAACAUAAACCAA
Messenger RNA from Hibiscus syriacus, 1285 nucleotides. Its product is annotated as dual specificity protein phosphatase PHS1-like. Bases 1 to 1047 code for a protein of 348 amino acids. The transcript has 5 exons. The record is from RefSeq and is a predicted model, not a curated record. Gene Ontology annotation, molecular function: protein tyrosine/serine/threonine phosphatase activity. Gene Ontology annotation, biological process: cortical microtubule organization; response to abscisic acid; protein dephosphorylation. NCBI's taxonomy places the organism in Eukaryota, Viridiplantae, Streptophyta, Magnoliopsida, Malvales, Malvaceae.